CAGCUCUCUGGGGGUCCGAAAUUGAAAACCCUUUCCUCCCACGCAGACAUGGCCUCGGCCAGCAGCCCGCCGUGUGACGCGCAGCUCCUGUGCUCCAUCUGCCUGGAUGUGUUCACCGAGCCCGUCUCCACUCCGUGUGGACACAACUACUGCAGGACUUGCAUCACCGGCUUCUGGGCCGCCAGCAGCCAGGUGCACUGUCCGCUCUGCAUGAAGAGGUUCCGCCGGGUCCCGCAGCUUCAGAUCAACACGGCCUUCAGAGACAUGGUGGAGCACUUCAAAGGCGCGAGGGGCGAGGACGGCGUCCCCGCCGACCCGGGGGAUGUCCCCUGCGACAUCUGCCUCGAUCCCAAGCUCAAGGCCCAGAAGACGUGCCUGGUGUGCUUGGCCUCGUACUGCCGGCUUCACCUGGAGCCCCACCAGAGAGUCAAGGCGCUCAAGAAGCACCGGCUGACGGAGCCGGUGUCCGACCUGAGGGACAGGCUGUGCGAGAAGCACGACAAGCUGCUGGAGCUCUUCUGUUGCGAGGACCAGACGUGCGUCUGCCUCAUGUGCACGAACGACGACCACGCCGCCCACCGGGCCGUCCCGUUGGAGCGUGCGUUCAGAGAGCGGAAAGUCCAGCUGGACCGCGAGACGACUGGGAUGAAAAUGAAGGAAGACGCCAUGUCCAGGAGUUUAAAGGCCGGCAAACACUCAGCGGCGCAGAGCAAGAAGGAGUCAGAGAAAGAGAUGGCGGACAUUGCGAAGGCGUUCAACAGCCUGGUGGCCUCUCGGGCGAGAAGCCAGGCUGAGCUGACGGAGGUGAUCCGGGAGAAGCGGAAAGCAGCCCAGAAGCAGGUUGAGGACCACGUGACCCGGUUUGAGCAGGAAGUGGCCGAGUUGAGGAGGAGAAGAUCGGAAAUGGAGCAACUUUCCCAAACAGAGGACCACCUCCGCCUCAUUCAGAGGUGGCCAUCUCUCCACUUACCUGCACGCGCCGGGGGGCCACUCGACCCUCGGUCCCCCUCCAGCCCUCCAUCUGCAUCCGACCCCCGUGACCAGCAGAGCUGUGUGGCGAUGGUCAAAAAGGCGGUUGCCCGGGUGGAGAAGACCCUCAGCAAUGAGAUGGAGAUGCUUAUACGUGAGGUCAAGUGCCCUGGUGCCUCUGGAGAAGAGAGGCCAGCGGGGUUAGUUCCAGAGAGGUGGACCCCACCUCGGGACAAGCUGAUGAUCCUCCAGCAGUACUGUGCAGUGGAUGUGACUUUGGAUGCCUACACGGCCCAUUAUAGACUCGAGGUGUCUGAGGAUGGGAAACAACUGAAAUUUCGUAAAGGUCUACAGUCCUUCACUGCUUUAUUCGGUCGAAGAUUUCAAAAUCAGUUCUUAAUUCUUGGGAAAGAGGGGUUUACCUCGGGCAGGUUCUACUAUGAAGUGCAGGUCAGUAAUUGUUUGAAUUGGUCAUUGGGUGUAAUGGAUGAGUCGGUAUACAGGGAGGGUACUUUAAUUACUGCACCUGAUGUCGGAAUGGGGUUAGUAAAUGGAGUGUUCAACCUGAAAAGUUGUUGUCCUGAUAUUUCCUUCCGUUUUGUGCCCCAGAAAAUUGGCGUGUUUGUGGAUUUCGAGCAGGGGGAACUCAUCUUCUAUGACGUGACCAGCCGGACUGAGCUCUGCAGCUUCUCAGAAUGUGACUUCACUAAGACAGAACCAGCAUUCAAAUCUUGGUUCCAUUAUCUAGCUGGCUUAAGUUACAAACCAAAGCUCUACCCUUUUUUUGGUUUCUUUCGAGAUGACACUGACACCACGCUUGCAAUAACUCCUGUAGUGCCCCCAACUUAAAGUGGCAUAUUAAUCAGGCCAAAGGCAUAUGUACCUUCUACUGUAAGGUAACAGUUAUACUCAGUGUAAUUUAUAUGCAUAAGAUCACAUACCUCACAGUUGGUGAUGAGGGUUUUUUUUCAGAGAGAUCAGUGGUGUAUUAUAUUCACAUAGAGUAUAUACUGAAAUAUACUUUAAUAUGCUGUUUUCUUUUUUUAAAUAAUUGCAUCAAACCAGGAAUUCUGGAUUAAUCUGUUUCUCAGAGAAAACUACUUUUAAAAAUGACUUGGACACAGAAGUUUAAUCUAUUGCUAUUUUUUUUAUAUGUACCACUAGGGUUGGGUAUCGAGAAUUGAGAAUCGAUUGGAAUCGGAACUAGCUUUGCGAUUUACCCGGUAUCGUUCAAAAGUUUAAAAUUCGAUUCUUAGUUUCGAUUCUCAGUCCGCCGGCGCCGACGGAAAUAGAAACCGCUGAAC
Molecule: messenger RNA, 2273 nt
Organism: Pungitius pungitius (ninespine stickleback)
Lineage: Eukaryota; Metazoa; Chordata; Actinopteri; Perciformes; Gasterosteidae
Product: E3 ubiquitin-protein ligase TRIM39-like
Exons: 1
Coding region: 49-1818 (589 amino acids)
Molecular function (GO): zinc ion binding; protein binding
Source: RefSeq, a predicted model, not a curated record